UAUUGGGUGUACCAGUGAAUAAGUCCGACAGAAGUCCCUGCCCGAAGGGAACUUGCAUUUUAAUAAAAUUUGAGAAGACAGUGGAACGGAAAUGGGGAUGGAAUCAGGAUUUUUUGGUGUGGGUUGGAGGAAGAGGAAGUUAAAGGGGAUCAAAGAGACAUGAAGGUGCGAGAGGGGCUUUCUGGGAGCAGGAGGGAAUCCGUCCCGUCCUCUGUGCAGGGCUGUUGAUGCGAUACGGUCGCAAGGAACAGGUUAAAGGUUAGAUUGUAAGAAAAGGAAAUAGAAGCCAUGUUUCGAAGACCUGUAAUGCAGGUCCUUCAUCAGUUUGUAAGACAUGAGUCUGAAAUAGCUGGCAGUUUGGUUCUCGAAAGAUCUCUGAAUCGUGUGCAGUUACUUGGUCGAGUAGGUCAGGACCCUGUCAUGAGACAGGUAGAAGGAAAAAACCCAGUCACAAUAUUUUCUCUAGCAACAAAUGAGAUGUGGCGAUCAGGGGAAAAUGAAACACACCAAAUGGGUGAUGUCAGUCAAAAGACAACAUGGCACAGAAUUUCAGUAUUCCGACCAGGCCUGAGAGAUGUGGCAUAUCAGUAUGUGAAAAAGGGGUCUCGAAUUUAUGUGGAAGGGAAAGUAGACUAUGGUGAAUAUAUGGAUAAAAAUAAUGUGAGACGACAAGCAACAACAAUUAUAGCUGAUAACAUUAUAUUUCUGAGUGACCAGACGAAGGAGAAGGCAUAGAGUGGACGAUUCUUCUUUGGCCAUUGUUUGUUAAGGAUUGCUAAGGGGCUAUAAGCAGAAGUUAUUUGAUGGUGUUUCCAGGGAAGUUCCUUCAGUGAACUAACUCUGUUGGGAGGCUCAUCCUGUGUGCUUCUCUAAACCCUCAUUUGGCUUUUUCUUGUCUGAAAUGUGGACAUUGUGGCUGAAUCUCCACUAGUGGUCUUGGAGCAUGAUACAAUCUUCAGGAUGGAAGACAGAAGAAGAUGGAAUCUGUGAUGACCAUGGAACCACCAUACCAGUCCUGGACAGUCUACUUCUGGACUUCUUUUGGAGACACAAAUAAAUCUCUACCUUGUUUAAGCUA
Messenger RNA from Balaenoptera ricei (Rice's whale), 1078 nucleotides. It is a transcript of the gene SSBP1, whose product is annotated as single stranded DNA binding protein 1. Gene Ontology annotation, molecular function: single-stranded DNA binding. The record is from RefSeq and is a predicted model, not a curated record. Gene Ontology annotation, cellular component: mitochondrial nucleoid. Gene Ontology annotation, biological process: positive regulation of helicase activity; mitochondrial DNA replication. The transcript has 8 exons. Lineage: Eukaryota; Metazoa; Chordata; Mammalia; Artiodactyla; Balaenopteridae. The coding region runs from base 289 to 735 and encodes 148 amino acids.